Molecule: messenger RNA, 5304 nt
Organism: Ctenopharyngodon idella (grass carp)
Lineage: Eukaryota; Metazoa; Chordata; Actinopteri; Cypriniformes; Xenocyprididae
Gene: bicral
Product: BICRA like chromatin remodeling complex associated protein
Exons: 11
Coding region: 355-2934 (859 amino acids)
Biological process (GO): positive regulation of DNA-templated transcription
Cellular component (GO): SWI/SNF complex
Source: RefSeq, a predicted model, not a curated record
CGUUGUGGCAACAAUCUCAUAAUCAUAUGCAGCUUAUAAAAAUAAACCAAUCAAAAAGAUCCAAUAAUACAUAUUGUUUAUUAGGCUAUAUUUUGCUUAAGGUUCACACUUGUGGGUGAUGUGCGAUCUCAGGGCACAAAGGUGUGGUCGAUGAGGGCCCCGCCCCCUGUCACUAACACAAUUAUUAUUCAGUUAUUCAUGUCAGGCAUUUGAAGUGAUUAAUCAAAACAGCAGCUUUAACUUAUAUUUUUGCAGAAGCCACUGAAGAAGGCUUUACAGUAGUAAACAAACAGAAUAAGAAAACCCCUCUUCUUUCAAGUAAAGAGCCCUUGGUGUCUAGUGCACUAUGUAGUGAUGCUGCCUUCUGCUGGAGCCGCACUGCUCCACCGGCCCGUGCAGAGAUGGCGAGGAAACCCCGUGGACACGGCACUGCUUUUUCAUGACGGUGUCAUGGAUGAUGAAGACGACCGCCGUCUUCUGGAUUUUUUAGGAGAUGUGCAAGCAUUGAAUGAGUAUCUUCAUGGUUCAAACAGUAAAUCUAUUGGAGAAGACGAUGUGACAAAUGCAGCAUUUGGGUCAGCCAGCUCAUUCUUCACAAGUGACACCAGUGGCUCCAAUGAAGAACUCAAAGAUGGCCACAAUCAUUUGGGAGAGUUUGGGGAGGCUGGUGGAGCUGAGCUUCAGCUCUCAAGCAGUCUUCCGUUCAUCGAGGAUGAGCUCGACGGUGGAACCUCACCAGGUGGGGUCGAUCUCAGUGGUGAGGACCAACCAUUUGACAUCCUCCAGAAGUCAUUGCUGGAAGCAGAUAUCACAGAGCAAACAUUGGCUCAAGAAGCUCUUUUGGACUCCCAGCCAUCUCUCAUUCCCUCAGCUACCGCCUUCCCUCAGCAGCUGGUCUCUGGAGGGUUUGGAGGUGUCGCGGGUCCUGGUGUGGUGGCACCAUUGGCACAACCUCAGGCUUUUAUCCAGCAGGUUCCCCAGCUACCCUUGCCAAAUGGCCCAGCUGGACACAUCCAGGUAGUGGGAUCCUUCAAUGGCAGUGCCUCCUCUAUGAUGACUAUCAACAGUUUGGAACAGCCUCAGAUCCUGUUGAGGCAGAGCGGAAAUGUUGUGACAAACAACAGUGGGCAGGGUACCAUGUUCACCCCCUCCGCAGCUGGUCAGGUGUCAAUGUCUUUCAAUAAAGGAACAAUACCACUUCAGAAUAUUAUCAUCCAGAGAGGCCCUACGCAACAGGCAUUGAUUAGACCGAUUCAGCCUAAACCCUUACAGACAGGGGGACAAACUGUAUACAACAUCAGCAACAUCGGGCUUCAACCUAACACCACCGCUGCGAAUUUAGUCAGUAGCCCCUACACAGCCUCUGGCUCUCCUCAGUCUGCUCAACAGGUGAAAGUGGUCAAUCCAGCCAGCAGCAUUGUAAUGCAUUCACCGCUGGGGCAACAAGUGCAACCACAGUCCCAGUCCAAUCUGCCUCAGGGGCAGUUUUUGCUACCCAGUUCUAUUUCCCUAACCCCUGGUACGACUGUUCACAGCUUCCAGGCUGUGAAUGGGCAGGUGUUACAAACAAACACUCAAAUGGGCGACCCAGCGUCAAUGUGCACUACCACCUACUCCAUCCUCACCAAUCAGAACACAACAGUACAGCUUAUCGCUGGGCAGAACUUUUCAGCUGGAGGGCAGCUAAUAGUCAAUCAAGGUUUGGUCAGUGGAGGUCAAAUAGGCCAAGCUUCACCCACACCUGUUGUGCAGGUGUCUCAAAGGCCUGGUGCCAUGGCCAAAGUUUGGAAUGCCAGCGCGUCGCCUAGCCCAACCCCUGUACAGACGUCUCAGACUUCAAGCCACCUCACCAUGGUCAGUUCUAGUGUUCAGGGCCCACAGGUUUGUCAGCAGUUAUCUGUGAGCCCAGGACAGCACCUCCUUAUGCCCGUGGGCCAGAAUGCUUCAGCUACUUCUGGCGUUCCGGAGUUUCAAGUCUCUCUAAACCAGGACACAGCAACACAAAGAGGGCAAACACAAUUAAUUAAUCUCCUUGGUACCAAAGCUGUGAAAACGCUCACUCCUGCCAGUCAGGAAUUGCCUCUCACACCGAAGCGACCUGCAACUCAGCAACUUACUAGAGGAGGAAUGGUCCUCCAGCAGUUAAGACAGGAUCACAGUAGAGUCAUGUCUUCAGAGCGGACACCCUUCACUUCAUUAAAUGAUGGCAUUGAAAGAUUACUGCCCUAUCAUGUUUUCCAAGGCUCACCACCACGAGAUGAAGAUUUCGCCAAAGUUGAUGAGGAGUUUGAAGCAGUUGCCACACAAGUGCUAAACAGAACGCAGGCCAUGGUGAACAAAUACAGGCGCCUACUCAUGGUGGAAGCAGAGAGGUCUAGCCCUUCAUCAGAAAUGGUGAUGAUUGACAGGACUUUUAACCAAGAGGAAAGGGGCAACUUGACCCAAGACAAACGAAUGGUGUUAGUGGAUCCAGAUAGCUUCCUGGAAGACUUCUGCUGUGGCCCUAAACUAAGGAUCCCAAGUCCUAAAGUCUUGACCCCAGCCACCAGUGAGGGCAGUCCCAGCAUAAUGGAAACAUCCCCAAGGCAUUCCAUAAGUCUCACCAUAAAAGAUGGGCAGGUUAUGAACAGCCACACAGAACCUGCUUAUAGGACAGAAUCUCAACAACAAGGAAUGGAAGAACACAGAAGAUCUCCCAUCAAGUGCAUCCUGGACCUAAAAAAAAAGAAAUCCAUCAACCUAAUCAGCAGCAACAGUCAACAUACCCACUACCCUACAUCUCCCAGCCAAUCACAGCAUAGCUCUGCCCAAGGCUACCCUUCGAGCCUGGGGCGGGGCCACGAAGAACAACUUCCCUCAGAUCAUAGUCACACGUCAUUGGCUGACACAGACUCUGUGCUUGAGGCUGCCGUGAAUAGCAUCUUAGAAUGUUAGACAGUGCCAUAUUUAUGUUUGUUAGUUGUUCCAUGUUAAUCUCAUUUCAUUUCAUGCCAUGUGUGUGCGAGCUGAACUCCACGGCAUGUGUGAACGGAUGUACGUUGGCAUUAUCACGGUUUGAAAUGCACACAGCAGCUCUGACUAUGUUGAGGAACAGGAAGUCGAAUCUAACGAUAGUGAUACUCUAAUACUGUGCCUGUUCUAGAGAAGUUUACAUAAAAGCCUUUUUGACAGGAUACACUUGCAAUCACACACACAUAUAUGCGCACACACACACACACACACACAAUCAAGCAGUAAGUAAGUGUGAUGUUUGGAAUGUCAUGAGUAGACAUUAAUAUUUGUAGCGUAUCGAUCAAUAUCAGACACUUAGUCUAAUAGUCUGUCCGCACUUAAGGUUUUAUGGUUGUCUCAACACUUAUGUUGUAUCAUUGCAGUAGACUUUGACCAAGUGAGGCACACAAACACACCUGCGCAUUUUUAAACAUUGGUUGUGCUCUUUUUUUUUUUUUUGUUUACUUUUGUUUUGCGAUUAGUUUUGUACCUUACAGGUAUGUUACCUCUCCACAGAGACAAAACUGUGUGGUUUUGUGCAGUGGAAAGUUAAGUCCUCAGAUUGAGGUUACAAUGUUACAUGAUGUUUAUCUUUUUUGUUUAAUUCAUUUUUUGAAAUGAUGCAUUAUAUAUUUUUUUGUGAAGUCUGAGCUGCUCCCUGUCUGGAGAAAAUAUGUGCUGUUUUGCACUUUAAGUUAGUAUCUCAAAGAACCCACAUAGGUAAAUCUCAUGAAAACAUGUCAGUCGCAUUUCAACCCAAAAUCAAUGGAAAUAAAAAGAAAUAAUAUUUUGCAAAAAGAAAAGGAAACCUAUUUUUGGACUAGUAAUAUAUAUUUAUUGCAACGUUUUUUCAUCAUUUAAGCACAUUUUAAUCACAAUCAAAUAUUUUUAAAUUCUAAAUUCUUAUUACAUUUUAAAACGAUACCAAAUUCUUCUCUUUCUUUAGUAAAAUAUGUUAUAUAUUUUUUAUAUUUAAAUCUGUGUGAAUUUAAGUACAAUUGAGAUAUAGAAUUGUCACAUUAUCACAAAUUAGGCUACAACAGGCUUAAUUUUUCUGAGCAAAAUAUGAUUUCUUAUUUCUUUCCUUAGAUUUUGGGAUUUUUGUGAGAUUUACCCACAUUUUCCCUUGUGCGUUGAGUCCCCUGCUGGUCAGGCUGUAGUCUUGGCAGUCGGUUUGCAGUUUCUGCCUCUAGUGGCAGCUUAUAUUUGCACAUGUGGACGUGACCUUGUACUUUACAGAUAGCCAUGAUCACAACUUUCACAGCCCCUCUGCAGAUCUCUUCUCUCAUUUGCGCAGUUUUAAAUUGGUGAAAGCAGUAGUAGUUAUGUCACAGCACAUCAGGUUUUUCAUUCAUUAUUGGUAUAUAGGAAAUGGCUCUUUACUGAGUUAAUGUAGUUUGGUUGGAGGACAGGCCCACAUUUCAACAACCCAUUUUGAGAAAUCUUUUCUAAAGAAAUAACUGUCAGCAUUCAAUUUCGUUUUAUAGACUAGAACCUGUAUUGACUGUGCCAUUACAGGGCUUUGUCAGCUUCAAUGAUAGGAGUUUGACCAAGACUAUUUCAAAAACUGACCAGGGGAGCGUUUCCCAAAGCCAACUAUGGUUGUAACUUCUGUUGCUGUCAACAGAGUUCAAAGGAACUUGCGACCAUAGAUGGCUAGCGAUGCUUUUGGUGAAACGCACCCCAAAGCAGAGAAACUGCAGUGUGCAGACGUUUUCACAAGUCUGCGUUUCCAUUAGCAUCCAUUCCAGAGCCGAAAGGAAGGUUGCUUGUUUUCAUCUAUACAUGUCAUCCCAUUGUUUUUGCAUCAACACUAAACGCCACUGUCUUUCCCAGCAAUUCAACCAAAAAUGACAGACAGAAAAAAAAAAAAAGAAAUAUUCUUCUCUCUGAUCUGAGCUCUAGUGGUCGGUAUAAGGGAGCAUUAUGAAAGACCUUCACUUCGAAGGGCUUCUUUGCCUUAGGACAGAGCGAGUGAAAACAAGUUUAAAUAGUCUAUCAUUUGUUUUUACUGCUUUUUGUUGUGCGAGUGUGGCCUUCAGUUAUCGUAAUACCCCAUGGUAAAAGUUGCUUUUAUCGUUUUAUUUUCUGCAUCACCUAAAACUUGAUUUGUAAUGUUUGUAUUACAAAAAAUAAAAACAUGAAACACAAAAUAUUUAUACUUUUUGUAAAGAAAAAGAAUGUAAAACAAAAAAGUUAUUUUUAUUAUGUUAGGUGUACACGUCAUACUGUAUGUGGUCAGUUCAUGAUUUGAUGUUUUUGUGAGUGUUCAUUACAACAGCAGAGAUAAAUAUUAAAUUCAUUUUGAAUACA